GAUGGGAGAUGGGUGCCUGGAGGCACGGCGGUCGGCGUUCAUCAGCUUUCCGCUGGUCAGUCGGAGCAAAAUUGGACUGACCCUAGGAAUUUCAUCCCAGAACGUUGGUUAGACAACAGCAAUGACUUUUCUUUUGCCAAUGACGAUAAGUCUGCAAGUCAGCCUUUUUCUUAUGGCCCUAGGAACUGUAUAGGCAAGAGCAUGGCCUAUGCAGAACUACGCAUCAUCUUGGCCAAGUUAGUUUGGAACUUCGAUCUUGAGUUGAUGGACGAGUCAAAGGAAUGGACGUCGAGACAAAGGAUAUACAUCAUCUGGCAGAAGGUGCCUUUACUGGUCCGGUGUAAGGACAGACACUAGCAAUCACUGUUCGUAACUCGGCUUAAGACAAAUAAAAGAGGAAAAGGAGCGAGAAGAUUUGCCAGUCA
This is a messenger RNA of Colletotrichum phormii, 425 nucleotides long. RefSeq lists its product as uncharacterized. The record is from RefSeq and is a predicted model, not a curated record. Lineage: Eukaryota; Fungi; Ascomycota; Sordariomycetes; Glomerellales; Glomerellaceae. The coding region runs from base 202 to 357 and encodes 51 amino acids. Gene Ontology annotation, molecular function: monooxygenase activity; oxidoreductase activity, acting on paired donors, with incorporation or reduction of molecular oxygen; heme binding. The transcript has 3 exons.